This is a messenger RNA of Pocillopora verrucosa, 5074 nucleotides long. The record is from RefSeq and is a predicted model, not a curated record. NCBI's taxonomy places the organism in Eukaryota, Metazoa, Cnidaria, Anthozoa, Scleractinia, Pocilloporidae.
AUGGCAACAGGCACAAGCAAAACCCCUAUUUUAAUUGUGCCCACAACACUUCCAGGACCUCCUACCAUACCCACAGUUCUCACCAGUCCCUCAGCGGCAGCAGCAGGCCCUGUCAGCAGCUUUGAUUUGGGUGACAAACAAAAAAGAUGGGUUGUGAUUGGAAUCACAUUAAAUAGGCUUCUAUUACCAGUUCUCCGUGACUUUGCGGGCAAGGAACUUGCUAAACACUACACAUCAUUGAAGAGCUCCAGUGGAAUAGAUAAACAGGUUUAUUCCACUCACAUGAAGAAAGAUGGUUCAUUUGAUUUAAACUAUGGCAGUAUCAACAACAACUGGGGAAGAUUCAAGAGGAAAGUGCAACUAUAUGAUUAUAAAGUGGCGUCUGCUGAGAAUCUGGCCAAACUUUACCUUGAACCACAUAUGGCCAAAUUUACAGGUUUUGAUAACACAUGCGACUUGUCAGCAGUUUUAGGAAUGCUGGCCAACUCAUCUGUGUUUCAUACGCGCAUCCAAACAAAUGCUAAGGAUGUGCGCUCGAAAGUAAGAAAUGAGUGGGGACACUGUAACUUUGAUCACUGGAAUGAACCGGAGUUCAACUACAGUUUCCAACUCAUGGAGACGUUAAUUCGUUCUUUGGGGCUUCCAGUGGCUGAUGAAGAGAAAGUACUCGAUGAACUUCAGGAGUGGGAAAUUAAGGGUUUGAAAUUGUGUAUGGGUUGCCCAGUGGACAAGGAUUUGAUGAAACUUGUCAGUAUUGAGGUCACCAACUUAGAGAAAAACUUGGAGGCCAUAAAGAAAUUCAAUGCUGAUGAAGCCAAGAGGAUAGGAGAAGCUCUUCAAGACGCCAUAGAUGAAAUAACGAAGUUUAAGAAACGUAUAGCCGACAUUGAAAGUCGACUGGAAGAAGGGCUCCAGGCGCAAUCAGAAAAGAACAGAGAAUUCUCAUCAGCAAUUGAAGAUAUUUCUAACAAUAUAAAUAUAAUAGAGGAACGCCAAGAUACAAAUGAACAAAACAUUUCUUUGUUGGAAGAAAGGCAAAAUGAGGUAGAAUCAGCUGUAGCCUCUUUAAAAGACGGAGAGAGCAACCUUACCUCAAAGGUGGAGGUUUUAGAGUUCGGACAAACUCAGUUAGAUUCUCGCCUGAAAAGGUUAGAAGAGGGUAAUCUUGAAGCUGUAGUCGAUGCUAACAUUUUGCAACUGCCCAGACGCAAUCGUUGCUUUUGUGGUCGCGAAAGUGAGCUAAAAGCAAUUGCAGUGCAAUUAAAAAAUAAUACGAGGGGUUGUUCUGAAUCAGCAAUUUGCGGUCUCGGGGGUGUUGGAAAAACAUCUCUUGCCGUCGAGUUUCUCUGGCGACAGAAAGACAAGGAGGAAUAUUCCGGUGGUAUUUUUUGGAUUUCGGGCGAAAACAACAACCUUUUUCAGUUGUCUGUCAGCGAGAUGGCACGUCAAGUUGGAACUUUUGAUGAGAAAGACUUUCCUAAUUCGCUGUCAAGAACCUUGGACUGGUUGAGAAAGCGCGAGCAGCUGUGGUGUCUAGUGGUUGACAAUCUGGACGAGUUAGAAAUGUCCAUGGAUAUGCGAAAACUGCUGACUGGUCAUUGGAAACAGGCUGCACGUGGUCAUAUCAUCAUAACCACAAGGAGAGAAGCAACGGAAAUCGGAGAAGAAAUGGGAAUCGAAGAAAGCUCUUGUAUUGAGUUGAAACGCUUCACGGAGGAAGAAGGAGUUCAGUUUUUAAAAACAAGAAGUGGGACAGCCGGAGAAGACAACGAUUUUCGUGAGUUGGUUGGAGAGCUUGGCGCACUGCCUUUAGCUCUUGAUCAAGCUGCUGCUUACAUCCGAUCCCUUCGCCAGCCUAUCAAAGAAUACCUGAAGAAGUAUAGAAAACAAAAGAUGCUUCUCUUGAAGAAGAAGAAGGCUCGUAAUCUGGUGGAAAAUACAUCACCUGAGAGAUUGGCAGUUCACACAACAUGGUCGUUAAAUUUUGAGCACGUUAAGAAAAUGUCAGAACAGAUGGAUCUUGGAGAAACCCCCUCAAUUGUCAUGAAAAUGUCUGCCUAUCUAGGUCCCGAUGACAUUCCUUAUCAGGUUAUAAACGAAGGGCUCCACGUUGUGGGAACUUCCGGCCAGGAAGAAAGCGAUUUGUGGGAUGCAGCCGAGACAGUGUCGCUUCUUACAAAGUUUUCCCUUUUUCAAAGGUAUGGGACAGAUUCUUUCAGUGUUCAUCGUCUGGUGCAAGACGUUAUCCGAAGUGAGAUUGAAAAGGACAAAACUGAAGUGCGUAUACUUUGCUGUGCGGUGGACGCACUUAACCAUGCGUUAACAAAAACACGCUCGCCAGCGGAAGUCUGCCAAAGUUUCGUUGAAGAUGCUGUUUUCAGCGUCGAGAAUCCUCCUUCGUUACAACUGUGGGGCAAGCUGGCUUCGCACUCGACCUAUUUGCAAGAACAUUUACUUAGCUACCUAGCGAUACAUGAAAAUGAUGCCGGAAGUUUGCAUACUUUGCUCUACACUGAUGCAACUGUUCGUGUCUUUAACGAAGCAGCGAUAUUUUUCAGUGUUUCGCAGGAGAAAGUAAAAGCUCAGGCAAUGCAAAAAAAGAAACUAGAGUUGCUAGUACAUCUUGAAAAGCCAACACUUGAGGAAGAUUUCCACUUACCGCAUUAUUUCGUCGAUGUACCUUUGAAAGAUAAGGACUACAAGGUGAUAACUUGUUGUAUGAGAAACUCUCUUCUUGAAAACAAGGCCUUGGCUGAAGAAGAUUCUUCUCUUAAUGAAAGGAAGGAGGAAGCCAACCAACUCAGAGAAAAAGGAAACGAUGCAUUCAAAAAAAGAAAUUUCAAAGAAGCAUUGGAUCUUUAUACAAGAGCCAUUGAUUUGUGGCCUGAUGACCACCAGCUGUUCUGUAACAGGGCCCUCUGCCACUUGAAACUUGGAGAAUCAAGAAAUGCUCUGGAAGAUUGUCAAAAAUGCCUUUAUUUAAAACCUGAUUACAGCAAAGCACUUCAACGAAAAGCUUGGGCCCUGCGAGGACUUGUUGAAGGUGGAAAUUGUGAGCUUGAAGGACAGAAACGUGCAUCAGUGGCAGUCGCCCUUCACUUCGAUCCCAAUCUUCGCCAAGACAAAGUGUUUUGUCAGAUGUUUCCUGAAGCGCUAGAACUCUGCGUCAGCGUUAUAUCCAAUGAAACACAACUAGUGUCUGCUUUGAAGACAACACAAGGAGGCGAAACCUUGUUGUUACGUGAAGGAGAAUACCGUUUGACCUCCUUUGUAACCUCAAGUGACCUUCAGAUUGUAGGUCUUGGAUCCAAAACUAUUUUGCAUUGCACACAAACUUGCUUUAUUUUCCGCGCCAAAUGUUAUUUUGAAAAUAUUGUGUUUCCUAAGGGGAACGUUGCUCUCAUCUGCUUUGGAAAAGAUGGCACUGUACAUUUAAAUCAGUGUGAUAUUUCAGGAGGAAAGACAAGUUGUGAGGACUUUCCAGACUGUAAUGGAGGUCCAGGCUGUGUGGCGCCCUCUGCUUGUGAUCGGACGGGAAACUUUGGUGAUUCAAAAUCAAUGUCUGGCAUAGGUGGCUCUCCGGGAGUCGGGAUUUCAGUCGAGGGCUUUGGACUGAUUGAAAACUGUGUAAUUCAUGAGUGUGGGGGUGGAGGUGCCCUUGUUGCUGGGAAAGAUUCUCGACUAUUGGUUAAAAACUGCGAAGUGUACAAAAACCACCAAGUUGGAUUAGAGGCAAGGGAAGGAGGAGAACUUGAAGCUCUUGGAAACAAGAUAUUCUACAAUGGUGAUCAUGGCAUUCUGAUUUGGAAGUACCCUGGGAAAUGUGACGUCAACGACAAUGAGAUUUUUGAAAAUGCAACGGAAGGCAUCCGUGCUGGCAUCACAAAAGAGAAGAUAACCCUACGCAACAACAGUAUCCAUCACAACAGACCCUUUGGUAUUUCCCUUGGUGAUGAUAAUACUCAAAUUGUUAUAAGCAACAAUGAGAUUUUCGAGAAUGGAUUCUGGGGCAUCCUCGCUAAAGGGCGAACAUCGGCAUACAUAGUAGGAAACAAACUGAGUGGUAACAAGUGUGGAGGAAUUUUUAUUGGUAUCAAUUAUUCUGGGAGGGUUCAUCUAAAGACAAAUACUGUAAGAGAUCACAGUGGCCCUUGGCUUGAGUAUUGUCGUUCACUUAACGACAAAGAGACUGAUGCUCUGGGCCAUAUGCUUCCAGAGGGUGAAAAACAGUAUUAUUCGAAGCCUCCCAUUCUAGAAGAAAAUAAACAAUUUAACAACGAGGAAGGCAUGUAUCAUCCCAGAGAGCUGGUUGAACGACUUUGCAAUGGCUGCACUUAUUGCCAUCGUCGAAGAGACAAAAGAGUGCGUUUUUUGAAGUGCCCAGGAUGCCUCAUUGCAUCAUACUGCAGUAAGGAAUGCCGGCGCAACCACCAACCUAAACACGAGACAUUAUGUUUCGCUCUUAAAACUCGUUACGCUGUGGACGUUGACUGUCCUCCCCUAGCUAAGCAAGGAUUUGUAGUGAGGUCGCGGAUAUUUGGUUCUCACUUAGUGGGAAUUGGAGAGGGUCCAAAACCAGAAUCAAACAAGGAGUUUAUUGUCAAAAUUCAAACACAAAGUCUGAACAGCCACCCACUGCAGUUGCUGACACUUUACGACCAAAGCGUCACCAUAGAUUUUGAAAUACAAAGUCCAGAAAUCUUCAACGUGAUAAUGGACUGUGGCGUUCUUGGAGCUUUACACAAGUUUACAAGUAAGAAAUGCUUUUUCUGGGCCAUGUUUAGUGAGCCAGGAGGAAAACUAACAAUUUAUCUUGAUCAUUUGGCUCCUUAUCAGAAGUGGUGAAGGUCUGAGAAUAAUUUAGAUAUCAGAGUUUCUUGGUACAAUAAAUGCCCCUAAGAUUUUAACUAUUGCAUAUUGUUUUGAGGGGUCAAGUAGUCACCAAUAGUUGUCAUUUUGACUAAUACCUGUUCAAACAGAUUGUCAAAACCCUUACGUUUAGGUUUUUCAGUAAUCAGACUUGAAAAUUACUUUUUAUUUUUUAAACAAGAUUCUUAGUAAUUAUUACUGCAUA